Molecule: messenger RNA, 717 nt
Organism: Serendipita indica DSM 11827
Lineage: Eukaryota; Fungi; Basidiomycota; Agaricomycetes; Sebacinales; Serendipitaceae
Source: the annotation of a GenBank genome assembly
AUGCGAAUCUGGAAGUUCACGCCCACUGGAUGCAUUGUCACUACCCCCAUCGACUAUUUGGACUCUCCCGGCGAUUUGGUUCGCUUCGCUCGGGCGCCCGCCUCAAGUGGUCCGAGAGGAACCGGCCUUAGUGUUGGUGAAGGCCGUCUCUUCACCGAGUAUCAGGAUGCGGGGCAGUAUGAUGAUGCUCUUGAGCACGUUUCCAAAGUCUAUGCGGACCCUGCAGACAAUCAGCACUGGCUUGACCGCAAAGGGCCAGCCGGUUACUUCAUCCUCAAGUUUGGUAAAGGAGACCUCGUUGAUCCAGAUCAGCUCGACGAAGGAGGCAAGUCGAAAGCUACUGAAUACGUCAUAUUCAAAAAAACUCUUCACCACGUCGCAUCCAUGUUCUCCCGCGGAACUAAGUGCUACCUCGCAAUCGCAAAGCCAGACAUCGAGUCUCCUGGUUUCGCUUUGCAUUCGCCUCAAGAAAUCAUCCCGCGACUACGGCUACUGAAGACAUCAUGGCAGCAUGUUGCCAGAACGCCUGAGGCACAGUUCUUCCGCGAGUACAACAAGCGCCAUAGGCAUACUACUGGAGAACGACCUUGUGGCAUCGCCGCGCUUCUCGCCAGUGGAACGGUGACUACCCAGAACGAGAUUAGAUGGAUGAGCGCUGGCAACGGCUGGACUGUUGCGCACAAAUCCAAAGAACCUAAGGACGACAUUGAGGAAUAA